AUGUUUUCCUCUUUUUUAACUUCUGAUUUUUUUCUUUCUUCUUUGUCCUUUUUUCUCCUCUUUCUUCUCUCCUCUUUCUUUUCCCUUUUUUCUUCUUUUCUCUUCUCUCCUUUUUCUUCUUUUUUUCUUUCCUCUUUUUUCUUCUUUUCUUUUCUCUUCUCUUUUUUCUUUUCUUUUCUCUUUUUCUUUUUUCUCUCUUCUCUUCUCUUCUCUUUUCUCUUUCUUCUUUUCUCGUUUUUCUUCUUUUCUUUUCUCUUCUCUUUUUCUUUUCUUUUCUCUUUUUCUUUUUUCUCUCUUCUCUUCUCUUUCUUCUUUUCUCUUCUCUUCUUUCUUUUCUUUUCUCUUUUUUCUCUCUUUUUUCUUUUCUCUUCUUUUUCUUCUUUUCUUUUCUCUUUUUUCUUUUCUCUUCUCUCCUCUUUUUCUUCUUUUUUUCUCUCCUCUUUUUUCUUCUUUUCUCUUCUCUUUUUUCUUUUCUUUUCUUUUUUCUCUCUUCUCUUUUCUUUUCUCUUCUCUUUUUCUUCCUUUCUCUUUUUUCUUCUUUUUUUUCUCUUCUCUCUUUUCUUUUCUCUUUUUUCUCUCUUCUCUUUUCUUUUCUCUUCUUUUUCUUCUUUUCUUUUCUCAUCUUUUUUUUCUUUUCUCUUUUCUUCUUUUCUCUUUUCUUCUUCCUUUGCCAUAAUAUUCACUAAAACAAAGCCGCUCGUAGAUAAGGAAAACAUAAAAGUUCUCUCUUCUUUCUUUUUUUUUUUUUUUCGCUUUCUUUUUCUUGAUUUCAUUUUUCUUUUCUCUUUUUGUUCUCUUUACACGUUUUACUUUUCUUUUCGCUUUCUUUUUCUGUUCUGUUCUUUUUUGUUUUCUCUUCAUUUUGUUUUAUUUCUCUUUGCUCUUUUUUUCCUUUUUUCUUUUCGUUCUUACUUUUUUCUCUUCUGUGUUUUCUAUUUCUUUCUCUUAAACUUUUCUUUUUCUUGCAUUUUACUCUUUUUUUUUCUUUUCUCAAUGAUCUUAUAUUCUUCUUUCACUUAUGUUUUACCUUUGUCUUACAAUCUCGUGUUUUUUCAUAUUAAAACUCUAUCACGAAAUUUUUACUUUUUGCUGUGUUUCUAUAAACUUUCUUUUUUUCUUUCUUUCUUCCUUCCUUUCUUUCCUUCUUUUUUUCUUCCCUCCUUCCUUUCUUUCCUUCUCUCCUUUUUUCCUUUCUUUCUUUAUUUCUUUCUUUCUUUCAUUCUUUCUUCCCUUCUCUCUUUCUUUCCUUCUUUCUUUCUUCCCUCCUUUCUUUCCUUCUUUCUUUCUUCCCUCCUUUCUUUCCUUCUUUCUUUCUUCCCUCCUUUCUUUCUUUCUUCCUUCUUUUUUUCUUUCAACUGUUUUCCACUCUCUCUUUCUCCCGCUAUCUUUGUUAGAUUAAUAAUUUGUCACCUCUCACUUACUUUCUUUUAUUUCUCUCAAUCUGCAUCUCUCUUCUCGACAUUUUUCUUUUCCCUCUUAAAUGUUUUUUUUUUAUUUCCUUUUAUUUCUGCUUAUCAAUUUCUGUCAUUUCUUUCCUUUCUACUCCUUUCUUCCUUUCUGUCUUUUCCACUCUUACCCUUCACUUUUCUUUCUUUUUUUUUUGCCUUCUCCUAUUCUAUCUCUUUACCUCCAACUUGCACGCUUUCCCAUUUUCCUUUUAUGAACGACGCUAUAUCCGUCCUUUGUUUUUCCAUGUUAUUAUUUCUCUCUUCUUCGUUCCUAUGUCGAUUUCCUCCUCCUCUCUCUCUCUCUUAUUCACACACACACACAAAAUAUCCUUGUUUUCUUCAACUUUCUUUCUCACCUCUCUUCGUCUCUCUCUUAAAUCACCUUAACUCCCACUCGCUUUCUCUUUCCUUUGUUCCGCUUACAAACAAUACACCUAAAUCUCUAUCUAUUUUCGCUUCUAUGAGAGAGAGAGAGAGAGUUAAAGGAAGUACUGUAUCUACCGAUAUCUACAUCGACCCAUAA
Acanthosepion pharaonis is the source of this 1971-nucleotide messenger RNA. NCBI's taxonomy places the organism in Eukaryota, Metazoa, Mollusca, Cephalopoda, Sepiida, Sepiidae. The record is from the annotation of a GenBank genome assembly.